Mucor velutinosus is the source of this 1542-nucleotide messenger RNA. RefSeq names its product alcohol dehydrogenase (gene ADH6). The coding region runs from base 1 to 1542 and encodes 513 amino acids. NCBI's taxonomy places the organism in Eukaryota, Fungi, Mucoromycota, Mucoromycetes, Mucorales, Mucoraceae. The transcript has 3 exons. Gene Ontology annotation, cellular component: endomembrane system; membrane. The record is from RefSeq and is a predicted model, not a curated record.
AUGCAUUUGCAACUGUUGCUCUUAACGUUUUGUAUACAACAGCUUUCCUGUAUUCUAGUGAAUCCUACUACCAUUCCCGUGCCUCGACAUAUACCCAAUAGCCCCACAUUUCUACCGCUGAAUGAAAAUGAGCCACAGUCGUUGAUUCCGUUAUGGAAGCACAACAUCAAGAUGAAUCUAUACCUAUUUAUCAUUACGGAUCUACAGUUCAGCGACUACAACGUGACGCCAGACUGGAAGAUAGAUGUGCGAAACCAGUACUCGCAAGACAAGCAGAUUCAGCUCUUCAUACCUAGAAAUGUUGAAUCAACAAAACAACAUUAUUAUGCUCAUAUCUUUCUGGUCAAAGAUUCAUUUCCAAUUGAUCCAGCAAACAUCUCGUUUUCAAUGGACUCAAUUGUGUAUGUGUGUCACUGCAAGUAUCGUUCAUCUCCAUUUGUUUUGUCUACAGUGAAACUCAUUCCCCUUGUGUUGAUAGCACUCACGAAACUCUAUAAAAGUGUACCUUACUGGCAUCAGACAAUCACCAUCAGUCUAGUGUACGACGCGAAAGAUUACAUUAGCAGAAAUACACUUCAUCCCGUUACUUUGAAAUACUUUAUCAACAGCAGUAAACCCAUCUCCAGCAGCCACCGAAGCAUCAGCUUUUACAGGCCAAUCAUCUUUCCUAACGAUUUCUGGCAAACAAAGAAGGAUGUGUAUCCGAUCAAUGAUACCACACUGAGCGCAUUGCCGCUGACUGUACGUUUCGAGAGUAUCAAUGUAUGGAAGUUCAAUGUGUACGCAGUGUUAGCGAACAAGAACGAUCAACAAACAAACAGCCCUCAAUCGGGAUUGGAUGACAGUUUGUCAGUGCUGGAGCAAGGUUACAUGUUUAGUAUCACUUUAUUAACCUGCUUUAUGCAUGGCCUAUUCGAGUUGCUUGCUUUCAAGAACGAUAUUGGAUUUUACAGAGCAAAGACCAAUCGCAUUGGCAUAUCAGUGUAUAGCUUGAUGAUACACAUUGCGAUACAAGCAAUCUUACUCAUGUAUACGAUGGAUUUCUCGAAUAACGCAAUAAGGGGAUGCAUACAACUCACUCAUUUGUGUGUCAAUGUAUGGAAAUGGAACCAUGUUUGGUUGCAUGAAUUUGAAUGGGUGACAGAGCAGGGCUCGAAUUAUGGAUUUGCUGUCAGGGUGGAGCGCUCAGCAACAGGAGGAAAGCAUAAAUUAGUCGAGCAAGGAGAAACAAAAACGCAGCAAUUAGAUACCAUUGCAUUCAAGCUCCUGAUAGUGUUUGCGGUACCUCUGUUCGCAAUCUACAAUGCAUAUCACUACUACUAUCACUACAAUAUGCUGAUCUACCACCAGUUAAAGAACAUGUGUAUGGAAGACUGGACAAGGAAGGUUAUCACGAACGGCAUCGUUAACUUUCUGUCUAUUUUUGGGCCCAUCAUGGCAGUGUGGCCACAGAUCUACAUCAACUGCAAAAUGGACAUGGUGAAUCAUAUAUCUACCCAUACGAUGACUUACAAAAUAAUCAAUAUUGCAGUGGGUAAGUAG